AUGAAACCCAAAUCGUCAUCCAUACGCAGCUCGUCGAUAUCUGAUAACGGUGCUGCAUUAUUGUUCCGUUCUUUAUCGACAUCAUCCAUGGCUGCUCCCAGAAGUGUGGUGCUGGAUACCGGCGUUAUCGGUGUUGGAGUUGGAGGGGGGAGAAUGAGGGACGAGGAGAAGGAUUUUGCUGAUUCGCCUACGAGCAAGAAGGGCAAAUUAGGUGAAGGGGGCGCCUUUCCUUUGUCCCGGUGGGAGCUCUUUGCUGGUUUAGGGGUAUUUUUGCUGUUUACCAUUGGUUUGGGCUGCGUUUACUUGACCAUGCCAGCUGCGGAUUAUAGCAAGCUUAAGCUUCCCCGAACACUCUCCGAUCUUCGGAUGCUCAAAGAUCAUCUUGCAACAUAUGCCAAUGCUUACCCAACACAGUUCAUUCUCGGGUAUUGCUCAACGUAUAUAUUCAUGCAGACAUUUAUGAUCCCUGGGACUAUAUUUAUGUCCUUGCUUGCUGGAGCACUAUUCGGUGUUAUCAGGGGCCUUUUCCUGGUUGUUUUCAAUGCUACAGCUGGAGCAUCGUCCUGCUACUUUCUGUCUAAAAUAAUUGGAAGGCCUAUUGUUUACUGGCUCUGGCCUGACAAAUUAAAAUUUUUCCAGUCAGAGAUAGCCAAGCGAAAAGAUAAGCUACUCAAUUACAUGCUCUUUCUGAGAGUAACUCCAACAUUGCCAAACCUUUUCAUCAACCUGGCAUCACCAAUUGUUGAUAUACCAUUCCAUAUCUUUUUUCUGGCCACUGUGAUUGGUCUGAUUCCAGCCUCUUACAUUACUGUCAGAGCUGGCCUAGCACUUGGGGACCUGAGGUCAGUCAAAGAUCUAUACGAUUUCAAAACUCUAUCUGUUCUUUUUCUCAUUGGGACGGUGGCUAUAGUUCCAACUCUGUUGAAAAGGAAGAGGGUAUAUGAAUAG
Molecule: messenger RNA, 948 nt
Organism: Oldenlandia corymbosa var. corymbosa
Lineage: Eukaryota; Viridiplantae; Streptophyta; Magnoliopsida; Gentianales; Rubiaceae
Source: the annotation of a GenBank genome assembly